AUGACCAACGACGCGAACAAACAUAAUCCCAAUGACAGCGACGACGAUGAAGGAGACGUCUUCCACGACGCCCGCUUCCCCGCCGACGAAGAAACACGCCUUCUCGCAGAAUCCCAGACCUUGAAAGCCACAGCCAACAAACUCUUCUCCGCCGCCAGCUACGACGAAGCCAUCACCAGCUACGACCGCGCUCUCGCCUCAUGUCCCAACUACCUCGACUACGAAGUCGCCGUGCUGCGGAGCAACAUGGCCGCCUGCUACCUGAAGCUUGAAGACUGGAAGGCAUCAGUCGACGCGGCAACGGCGUGUCUUGAUCGGCUGGAUAAAGUGCUUCCGCGGACGCCGGUGCCGAAAAAGGAUGAGGGACUGAAGGAAUCCGGCACGAACACCAAAACCACAGAGGAAGCGGUCGUGGAGAUCACAGGCGACGACGACUCGGAGGAGGAGGAACAGCUGCAGCGCCUGCAGCAGCGCGAUCAACUUACGCGGGAUGUCCUGCGGAUCCGCGCGAAAGCGCUGAUGCGACGGGCGCGGGCGCGGAUGCAGCUGGGCGGGUGGGCGAAUCUGCAGGGCGCGGAGGAGGACUACAAGGAGUUGGCGGCCAUGGAUAAUCUGCCCCCGGACGAUAGACGGGUUGUUCAAAGGGGUCUGCGGGAGCUGCCGGACAAGAUCAACAAGGCCCGCGAGAAGGAUAUGGCAGAGAUGAUGGGCAAGCUGAAAGAUCUGGGUAAUGGGAUUUUGAAGCCGUUCGGUCUAUCGACUGAUAAUUUCAAAUUCGUCCAGGAUCCGAAGACGGGCGGGUAUAGCAUGAACUUUCAGUCGGGCUGA
Molecule: messenger RNA, 828 nt
Organism: Aspergillus saccharolyticus JOP 1030-1
Lineage: Eukaryota; Fungi; Ascomycota; Eurotiomycetes; Eurotiales; Aspergillaceae
Exons: 3
Coding region: 1-828 (275 amino acids)
Molecular function (GO): protein binding
Source: RefSeq, a predicted model, not a curated record